This is a messenger RNA of Cryptotermes secundus, 5119 nucleotides long. RefSeq names its product calpain-1 catalytic subunit. Gene Ontology annotation, biological process: proteolysis. Gene Ontology annotation, molecular function: calcium-dependent cysteine-type endopeptidase activity. The transcript has 17 exons. The record is from RefSeq and is a predicted model, not a curated record. Gene Ontology annotation, cellular component: cytoplasm. The coding region runs from base 339 to 2576 and encodes 745 amino acids. NCBI's taxonomy places the organism in Eukaryota, Metazoa, Arthropoda, Insecta, Blattodea, Kalotermitidae.
GUUGCGAAGUGGAAAGGAGCUGCAGAUUGUUGUGUUGGGAUGUGAAUAGCGGGAAGGUCUCUGGCCGUUUAGACGAUUACGCCGCAGUUAGUGUUCUAGCAUUGCGGUUAUGUGAAAACAAUAUAAAACUGAAUAAUUUCAUCACGAAGAAAGUUUCUGUGCCUAAGAAAAGGACGUCACAAGAAAAAUUCGGAGAACUUCACAGUACUGUGACCACUUAGGUUAGGUCGAGUCGAGAGGACAGUGCGUGUGUGCCUGUGUUGUGAGACAUUCCGCAAGUGGAAUGUUGAGAUAUGUGUCCUUAUGCCACAUAACACUAUGGACUGGUGAUUAUCACCAUGCUUCACCACAACCAGCAGCAGCAGCAAGGGACAGUGCCGGCGUUACGGAGCAAUCACCACAGCAACGGACACGUCAAGACAAACGGACACCUUCCCAACGGCGCUCCGACGGCUUCCCGACUCUGGAUGAACGGGUUUCCUUCACGACCUGAUGACAAGCAAUCCACAUUAUCCAGGUACUGGACAGCGGAGAGGCCUCGCGGUGUGCAGUCACAUUAUCAUGCUGUGCGUCGGAUGUGCCGUGAACGAGGUGUGCUGUUUGAGGACCGCGAAUUCCCUCCUGGCCCUCGUGUUCUGUUCCAUCAUAAGAAACCACCAGUUCACCCCAUCGUGUGGAUGAGGCCAGGGGAGAUGUGCCAGAGACCAAAGUUCAUCGCGACGGAGAGCGGUGGGGGCGGAACAGCAGCCGACGCUGGGCGUCUGGACGUCGAGGCCGGCGAAAUGGGCGAUCCAUGGCUCCUGGCCGCCAUCUCGUCGCUCACGCUCACUCCCCGCUUCCUAGAUCGUGUCGUACCGCCCGACCAGACGUUCGACCCUGCUACGUAUUGUGGGCUGUUCAGGUUCCGGUUCUGGCACUUCGGAGAGUGGAAGGACGUCCUGGUGGACGACAGGUUGCCUACGUACAGAGGCAGACUAGUGUACACUCACUGCACAAAUCCAACAGAGUUCUGGGCCGCUCUACUGGAGAAAGCCUACGCUAAGUUGUACGGAUGCUACGAGAGCCUGCAGGCGGGCUUCACCACGCGGGCGCUGCAAGACCUCACGGGUGGCAUCGUACAGAGCUUCGGACUCGGUAAUCAGGACCGCUACCUCACGUUUCAGGUGCUAAACAGUGCGGUGCCUCGCUCUAGCCUACUCGUCGCCAGCAUCAACCACGAGAAAGACAACAAGCGACAACUGCGGCUGCGCAACGGAUUAAUAACGCAGCACGCUUACAGUGUGACGGGACUCGCCAGAGUUCGCGGUCCCCUGGGAGAGACACCUCUCGUGAGGCUACGUAAUCCAUGGGGAUGCGGCGAAUGGACCGGUCCCUGGAGCGAGCGUUCCUGGGAGUGGGACGGCCUAUCCGACAGGGACAAAGAGCUUCUUAGCGUCAGGGUCAGGAACGACGGGGAAUUCUGGAUGUCUUUCGAAGACUUCGCGCGCCACUUUACUCACCUGGACCUUGUACAUGUCGGACCUGAUGACUGGAUGAGUGAGCCCGCUCUGCAUUCAAAGCAGCCCUGGCGAGCGGUGCUUGCAAGACGCAGGUGGCGUUCUGGAUAUAACGCAGGCGGUGGGCCCAGCUACACAGACACGACGGCAAUGAAUCCUCAGUUUCAUAUCCAGAUACCGCGGACGAACAGCAACAAGUGUCAUGUCGUGGUGUCCGUCACACAGUUCUACGACACUCUUCCGGAAACGCGCAAGAAGAAACCGCUGUUCGCCAUUGGCUUCGCGGUGUACGAGGUUCCCCACGCUACCGCGCGACUCACGCCCAACUUUGUAGCAGAACAGAAGCCGCUGGAUGUCACGAAUCACUCGGUGGCCCGCGAAGUGGUGACUUUCUUCACCCUUCCCCCAGGUGACUACAUCGUGGUUCCUCAGACCAACAUUCCCAACUGCGACGGCAAGUUUCUGCUGAGGAUCCUCACCGACGAACAGAGCAACAUCUGGGAAGUGAAUGAGGACAACAUGCUAUUCAGAACCAUCUCUACAGAGUUCAUGGACGAUUCAACAGCACCAAUAAUUCUGCCUGACGGGAAGUCCAUUGCCGCCAAACUACUUGUUAAAUAUCCCCCGGAAGUAGAUGCAUUGCAGUUGCAAAAAAUACUCAAAGCUCACUGGAAAGUGUACCUGUCCGAGAAGCCGAGCCUGGAACUGUGUAAAAGUCUCAUCAUGCUCAGGGACUACAAUAUCAGCGGCCGUAUCAACGUAGUGGACAUCCCAGUCCUCAUGCACAUGCUGCAAUUCUGGAGGGUCGCGUUCCACAAGUUCGACCGCGGACACUGUGGGAAGACCAGCAGCUACAACCUGCGGCUUCUGCUGUGGGAGGCGGGCGGUACUGCAAGCAACAAGGUGCUCGAGUGUCUGGUGCUCAGGUUCGCCAAGAACAAGGUGCUCACCUCGGAGUGCUUCGUCAUGGCUAUGGUGCGCCUCCACCUCGCUCAUGAACGCUACCAUAGUCUGGACACAAAAAUGAAGGGGAAUCCCCUGUCGUUAGAAGAGAUGAUCCUGAUGACUAUCUAUUCCUGACACGUGUAGACCACGUGACGUGCAAACCAAAGAAGACCUGCGCAGAAGCGCCAAGCCGGAGCCUCUAUUGUACAUACAAACAUUGUACGAAAGAUUAACUUAUCACGUAUUUAAUGUAAAAAGGUUAUUCAUGAUGGCAGAUUGGUGGACACAAGUAUAUAUUAUAAAUAUUUACAAUUUAUAUUUUUACAAAACUUGUAAACACAUGUUUAUAAAAUAAUAUUGGACCAGUCAUGAAAUGUGUAAAACCGAAUUACAUGCUGGACAAAGGUGUGGUCAUGUAUGGCUAUAUGGGAAAUUUGUAAUUAGCUCUCAGUCGAUAACUUGGACUCUGGAACAUCUGAAAAAUCCCUGAACCUCCUUUUUACGUAGGUUUUCUGUUUAGGGGAAACCGGUACUGAUUGCUACAAAACAUAUUUCUACUCCCCUUAUAUAUUUUUCUUUCAUAUUUUCGGAAUUAUGUAAGCGCGGAUCCCAUAAUAUCGUAGCCUCAAGAGUUGUAAUAUUCUAGACUCAGAUGACAUGUGGGGGUGUUUUUGGAAUGAAAAUUGGCAGGGGAAAGAAGUUUACUUUGUUACAUAAUUAAAGUACAGAAAUUAUUGCAAGUAUUGUCUGUCUAUACUUUUUAAAAUAUGUAAGUUAGUGCUAGGUUAGGUAUUGUCUGUUAUUUUCAUCAUAUCUGGCAUUUAUAGGCCUCAUUAUUCUACAAAGUUGCCUUAGAAUUCUCGAUUCCAUGAUUUAAAGAGGCCUUUUACAAAAGUUGAAAAAAAAAUGAUAGUUUUAGUAUUAGGAGAAAAUUGCUGUUUUAUUUUCUAUUCCAAUUUUCUUCGAAAUAUUUUUCGUUCCGAUAAACAAUAACAAGUUUCUGCUUAGGUAUGAGCAGAAACGCGUGUAGGCCUUCAUUUAAGCAGUUCAUUUUUUCUAUUAACUUAACAAAAAUUUCAUUGUGUCUACAAAUGCUAACAGAACUCUCAAGUGUCAUAUUUUAUUGAAAUUCCUUCAUGUCGUUUCUUGCGUACAGACUGACAGACGGGCAUAACUACUUUAAUAGACAGGAAUGAAAGCAGGGCUAAUUAAAAUAUUACAUUAUAUAACUUCAGAAAUGUUCAUAUUCCCAAAGAGUUUAUACGUAUUAACGUGAAAUCAAGAAUUCCAUUGAAAUGCUUGACCACCCCUUGUCAGCCGACACAGAACUGAGUUCCGCAAGGAACAGGUGAGAGUUACGUACAAAACAACCAAAGGAUGUCCUAAGCUGAACACACUGCGCCUUAGAGCCGCGUCAUUGCUCCUGCAUCUAGACUGCCCUUCGCUGCUUGUUCUGUUUCGAGCUUAUAUCAAAACUUGUCCACGUUUCCUGCUUAAAUUAAAUCUCGUGAACUCUUACCUCUAUGAACAACGUUCACUGUUACAUGAAAAUACUUGUUUGAAAAAAGUAAUGUAGUAAUGCUUUAUUUAAAAAAAAAACUUCUAUUUGUCUUUUGUCUAAAAUAAUCAAAUAUGUUGCCCAAGCACACGAGACAAAGACAGUCCAGGCCUAUAUAACCCCUUGAGGCAUGAAUUCAACUGAAUAAUAUUUAACAAUUAAUAAGCUACACCAUACAAAUGCUAUGUCUCCAUUCGAAAUACCAUGCGGUUAAUUCUGUAUAAGAAAAUGAUUAUAAUUUAUUCUGAAAAUCACAUGAAAUCCAUAAAACUCUUCUAGGGAAAAAUUCUAGUUUCGAAGUGUCAUAACAAUUGGUAGAAAUAGUAAUCACUGUGCUGAUGUAGGUACUGUCGCGAUAGUUUUCGGGCCGAAAAUCGAACCCAGAACCUUCCAGAGACAAAGCAGUAUUGCUGGCCAUUACACCUAGAUUUUCGGUGACUUUAGCCCUGUUUUGUCUGAGGGAAGUGACUGACAGUACAGCCAGCAUAUCCUUCAUUACCAACGAAUAAAAUUCAUAUUCACUGAAUUUUGCAAUCAUUCCUACUUCAUAUUCGAGAAAUACUGCUUACAUAUCUUGGCCCAGAGGCAAUCUUGUCCGGGUAUUCUUCAUAUUUUUCCCCAUCCCCUCUGAAGAUCAAGAUUAUAUAUAAAAUUAAGUUACGACCACUUAUUUCCACAUUUUUUUAAAUUCAUUAUUCAUUCAUUUUCCCACCAUUCGAUGCUUGUAAGCUACUGAAAAUUUAAUUUUAAAUGAACCAUGCAUGUUUUAGAUCCAGAAAAUCUCACUCAUUAAAAUUUGGUAUGAAUUUUAUACCACCUGGGGUCACAAAGUGAGACUGUUAUGCUUACAAAGAACAUAAAAUAUAUCCUGUAAUGAUAUUGUAAUUAUUCUCAGACACAGAAGCUCGUUUCAGCUGUUUUUAACUUACUUCUAUCUUAUUCGUGCACGCUGUAAAGUGUACGAGAAAUUUCCCACUACGUGUUGCAGUCAGGAGCAGAAAUCGUGUUAACAUUAUGCAGUGUGUUCUAGCUGGGAUAGCACAGUUGCGUAUACAUUUUAUACUGCCAUGGCUGCAUACUGCCUUGUUAAUAGUGUAAAUACAUACAGCCAUUGUUUAAA